CUAACUUCCUGGGAUGAACAAUUUGAAAUCAGCACUGGAGGAGUCAGAAGCGUCGUAUUCGUCGGAAACCAGUUCAAUUCGGAGCGCUAGCGGCGCCCACUCUGACGACCAAGUCAUACUCGCUUCAGCGCGGCCAAAGAAGCGAGCGGGGCGGAGAGUGUUCAAGGAGACACGACACCCCGUGUACCGAGGAGUGCGUCGCAGGAACAACAACAAGUGGGUCUGCGAGAUGCGUGUGCCCAACAAAAACUCCCGGAUUUGGCUCGGAACCUACGCCACGCCCGAAAUCGCAGCGCGCGCGCACGACGUCGCCGCCCUUGCGCUCCGGGGAAAGUCCGCCUGCCUCAACUUCGCCGACUCCGUCUGGCGCCUGGCGGUCCCGGCCACCACCGACGCGGAGGAGAUUCGAAAAGCGGCGGUGGAGGCUGCUGAGUCAUUUGCGGCUGAGGACGUUCAUGAGUGCCAGCAACAGCAGCAGCAACUGCAACAAGAGGGAAUGCAUGUGGAUGAGGUUCAUGAGUUGCAUGAUUUGCUUUUGAGCAUCGCAAACGAGCCUUUGAUGUCUCCUCCUCCUUCUGCAAGAGAUCAUGGAAGGGACUGGAAUGACGUCCACAUUUUUGAUGCUGAAGUCUCCUUAUGGAACUUUUCAAUUUGACGCCUACCCACUCCACACUUUAAUUAAUUAGAGUUAGUUAACUCAUCAUUCAGUUCAUUACCCUUUUUCAGUGUGACUAGGAGUGAAGCAAUGUUGUGUAUAAAAAGAAUCACCACUCUCGACUAAGUUCAGUGGAUAGUGUAAGAGUAGAGAUAUUUAUGAGUAAUUUUUAUUCACUUUAAAUGUGUUUUAUUAUGUUAUAUUAUUUAUAAAUUAUUUUAUUAUAUUUUUAUAA
Messenger RNA from Cajanus cajan (pigeon pea), 890 nucleotides. Its product is annotated as dehydration-responsive element-binding protein 1E. Gene Ontology annotation, biological process: regulation of DNA-templated transcription. Gene Ontology annotation, molecular function: DNA binding; DNA-binding transcription factor activity. The record is from RefSeq and is a predicted model, not a curated record. NCBI's taxonomy places the organism in Eukaryota, Viridiplantae, Streptophyta, Magnoliopsida, Fabales, Fabaceae.